AUGUUCGGGAUGGAACGAGAUGGCGUAUAUCAGGGUCGAGACAGACUGGUGGCACCACCUGGGUUUGGGUUUGCGCAAAAGGUGACGCCGUCGAAGGCCAUCAGCCACUUUACGCUCUUUGAUGACGUCGCGAUUUGCCCCGCUCACUCACUCUUGAUUCGACUCUCAACCAGCAUGAGCAUGAGCAAGCUCGACUCUUCCCUUGCCAACAACGCCUUAUUAUAUCAAGUUUCGCAAUCAUCCUGA
This is a messenger RNA of Pochonia chlamydosporia 170, 246 nucleotides long. RefSeq lists its product as hypothetical. The transcript has 2 exons. NCBI's taxonomy places the organism in Eukaryota, Fungi, Ascomycota, Sordariomycetes, Hypocreales, Clavicipitaceae. Bases 1 to 246 code for a protein of 81 amino acids. The record is from RefSeq and is a predicted model, not a curated record.